This is a messenger RNA of Aspergillus pseudonomiae, 3943 nucleotides long. RefSeq names its product cation-translocating P-type ATPase. Gene Ontology annotation, molecular function: P-type calcium transporter activity; ATP hydrolysis activity; ATP binding. Bases 402 to 3545 code for a protein of 1047 amino acids. The record is from RefSeq and is a predicted model, not a curated record. The transcript has 3 exons. NCBI's taxonomy places the organism in Eukaryota, Fungi, Ascomycota, Eurotiomycetes, Eurotiales, Aspergillaceae. Gene Ontology annotation, biological process: calcium ion transmembrane transport; intracellular calcium ion homeostasis. Gene Ontology annotation, cellular component: plasma membrane.
UGAGCACGUGCGGCGGCGAUUUCACAAUACUGGUAGCCCUCGUUUCGUGCCAUGAUCCACAUCGACGAAUUCGUCAUUUUUCCAAACGCUUCCUGCUUCGCCAACCCUCCAUACAUUGUCCGCUGGGCUGGGCGCCAAGGAGCGCUCCGAUCUCUUCCAAUGACUGUCAUCCUGCAUGUCUAGGCAUGGCACGUCCUGAACUCAGCCAAACGCUAAAAAUCGGGUCCCCCAGCACGUUGGCCAAUUCACUGUAGUCUGGUUAGGAAUCACUUAAAAGGUCCCUGUCUCCUCCCACUCCGUAGAUAAUCGAACUCCAUUGCCCUUCAGUAUCGAUCGUUUCUAGAUCAGACCCUCGUCAGCAAAUACGUCUGCAUAGGGGUGCAAUCAAAGCUUCCUCUCCCAUGCCGGGCGAAAAGAACACUACCUCAGGGUCCGGGGACUCUCCCUUGAGUCAACCGGCCCAUACUCUUCCCUAUGAUGUCGUGAUUAGAGAACUCGGCUCCAGACUCGAUGAGGGUUUGAGCUCGGACGAGGCAAAACAACGUCUGCACCAGUAUGGCCCCAACAAGCUGGAAGAAGGCGAAGGCGUCUCCGUCAUCAAAAUCCUCAUCCGCCAGGUCGCCAACGCAAUGAUGCUAGUCCUGAUUCUGGCCAUGGCGGUCAGUUUCGGUAUCCAGUCAUGGAUUGAGGGUGGCUUCAUCUCCGCCGUGAUCGUGUUGAACAUCAUCGUCGGCUUCUUCCAGGAGUAUGCCGCCGAAAAGACCAUGGAAUCUUUGCAUUCGCUGAGCUCACCCACCGGUACAGUCUCCCGAGACGGUCAGACCUUCUCGGUUCCCUCCGUGGAGAUUGUUCCGGGUGAUAUGGUUGAAUUGCGAACGGGUGAUACAGUUCCGGCAGAUCUCAGAUUGGUCGAAGCCGUGAACUUCGAGACGGAUGAGGCCCUCCUCACGGGAGAGUCUCUCCCUGUCCAGAAAGAAUAUGACUCCACUUUCAAGGAGGACACUGGCCCCGGCGACCGUCUGAACAUUGCGUAUAGCUCCAGCACGGUCACUCGUGGCCGUGCCCGUGGUGUGGUGAUCGGUACCGGUAUGUCCACGGAAAUUGGUUCUAUUGCUGCCGCGCUGCGGGCCAGCAAUAGUAAGAAGCGUCCGGUGAAGCGUGGCCCUAAUGGGGAGACCAAGAAGCGCUGGUAUGUCCAGGCGUGGACUCUGACUGGAACCGACGCUGUCGGCCGCUUUCUUGGUGUCAACGUUGGAACUCCGCUGCAGAGGAAGCUGUCAAAGCUGGCUAUCAUUCUAUUCGGAGUCGCUGUGCUCUUCGCUAUCGUUGUCAUGGCUGCCAAUCUCUUCAGUGACAACAACGAGGUCAUUUUGUAUGCGGUUGGAACCGGUCUGAGUAUGAUUCCGGCGUGCUUGGUGGUCGUUCUUACCAUUACUAUGGCUGUGGGUACGAAGCGCAUGGUUGAACGGAACGUCAUUGUUCGCAAGCUAGACUCUCUCGAGGCCCUGGGUGCCGUAACGGAUAUCUGUUCUGAUAAGACGGGUACUUUGACUCAGGGUAAGAUGGUUGUCAAAAAAGCGUGGAUUCCCUCGAAAGGCACAUACUCGGUUGGCACCUCCAACGAGCCCUUCAAUCCCACCGUUGGCGAUGUAACAUUCACUCCGGUGUCUCCUGAGCACUUUGACGACGAAAAGGAGGGUGAACCGGCGGCGAAGCCCGAGGACCUCAUCCCGGGGAACCGUCAGCUGGAGGACUUCCUGGACGUGGCAUCCAUGGCGAACUUGUCUCAUGUCUAUAAAUCCGACGAAGGGGAGUGGCGCGCUCGUGGUGAACCAACCGAAAUUGCCAUUGAAGUAUUUGCUUCGAGGUUCAACUGGAAUCGCGACCGAUGGACUAAGGGCGAAGGCGCUAUGUGGCACCAGAAUGCAGAGUUCCCAUUUGAUUCCACGAUCAAGAAGAUGUCUGUCAUCUUCACCAAGGUUACUCCACAAGAGGAACGCUCCAUGGUUUUCACCAAGGGCGCUGUCGAGCGCAUCAUCGAUGCAUGUACCACGAUCAUCUGGGACCAAGACUCGUCCACACCUGUGCCCAUGACUGAUAGCCACCGCAAUUCGAUUCUUCAUAACAUGGAAGAGCUCGCCAAACUCGGUCUCCGCGUGUUGGCCUUGGCUCACCGGCCGUACAAAGCAGAGAGCCGUCUGCUCGAAGAUUCCGAUAUCAACCGUGAAGAUGUCGAAAAGGACCUCUGCUUCCUGGGAUUGAUUGGUCUGUAUGAUCCUCCGCGCCCCGAAACGGCCGGUUCUAUCGCAGCUUGCUACCGUGCCGGCAUUGAAGUACACAUGGUCACUGGAGACCACCCGGGAACCGCCAGAGCCAUCGCACAGCAAGUGGGAAUCCUCCCUGCGGAUCUCAGCACGGUGGCAGCCGACGUGGCUGACGCCAUGGUCAUGACCGCCGGUCAAUUUGAUAAACUCACCGACGACCAAGUCGACGCUCUUCCCACCCUACCUCUAGUCAUCGCACGCUGCGCGCCCCAGACCAAGGUCCGCAUGAUUGAUGCCCUCCACCGCCGCGGACGCUUCGCUGCCAUGACCGGCGACGGUGUCAACGAUUCCCCAUCGCUCAAGCACGCAGACGUCGGCAUCGCCAUGGGUCAAGCCGGAUCCGACGUCGCCAAAGACGCCUCGGACAUCAUCCUCACUGACGACAACUUCGCAUCCAUCCUCAACGCCGUCGAAGAAGGCCGUCGCAUCUUCGACAACAUCCAAAAGUUCGUCCUCCACCUACUCUCCGAGAACAUCGCCCAAGCCUGCACCCUCCUCAUCGGCCUCGCCUUCCAAGACAAAGACGGCCAGUCCGUCUUCCCCCUGUCCCCCGUCGAAAUCAUCUGGAUCAUCAUGAUCACCUCCGGUAUGCCCGACAUGGGUCUCGGCAUGGAAGUCGCCGCCCCGGACAUCAUGGACCGCCCACCGCAAAACAAAGCCGGCAUCUUCACCUGGGAAGUGCUGAUCGACAUCCUCGUCUACGGGCUGUGGACCGCCGCGCUGUGUCUCGCAGCCUUCUCGAUCCGCAUGUGGGGAUUCGGCGACGGCAACCUCGCACGCGGCUGCAACCGAGAAUGGAGCGAAGAGUGCGAUCUCGUCUUCCGCGCGCGCGCCACCACCUUCGUGUGCCUGACGUGGUUCGCGCUCUUCCUCGCCUGGGAGAUGGUGAACAUGCGACGCUCCUUCUUCCGCAUGCAGCCCAAGUCCAAGCGCUACUUCACGCAAUGGAUGCACGACGUCUGGCGCAACCCGUUCCUCUUCUGGUCCAUCAUGGCCGGCUUCGUCACCACCUUCCCCAUCCUGUACAUCCCCGUCAUCAACAAGGUCGUCUUCAAGCACACCGGCAUCUCCUGGGAAUGGGGCAUCGUCUUCGUCGAAGCCAUCCUGUUCUUCAUGGGUGUCGAGCUCUGGAAGUGGGCCAAGCGCGUCUUCUUCCGUAGACGUGCUCGUGCAAACGGAACGCAUUCUCUGUCCCAGGACAAUGCCUCCCAGAUGCCUUAACAUUUGCUUUCCCUGGUCUCGCUUCCAUUGCGGCCAGGGAACACUCCAUCACUGGGUUUAUGCGUGCGCUAUAUGGGUCUCGACUUAUUGGUUUUGUGGAUGCUUUUAGUAGUAGUGAGUUUGAAAAGGGGUGAUUGGGGUUGUUGUUGUUGCUUUGUUUCUGUGUUUGUGUUUGUUUUUGCUUUCGCUUUGGCUUUUGUCUUUGUUUUUAUUUUUGUUCUUGUUGUCAUUUUAGGUUGUGCUUGUGGGAGCAGUGUAUCUGUACCACUUGGGCUGAGCCUGGUAGAUAGAUUUGUAGGCGCAGUAGGUAGUUUAGGAAAAGAAUGCCACUUCGUAACGGGUUCUGGGAGUCACGACUGUCUACUAGCCCCUCCCGGAUGCGGUAUUUGUUUACUGGA